UAGAGCACUAGAGGAAGCCCUCGUUUUCUCGAGCUUUCUUCGAAAUCCCGACGAAAGCUCUAGGCGGCGAUGUCAGCUCGGGUGGCGUUCGCUGCGGCUGCGGCCAUCUCUCGCUCUUCUUCUCGCGCUUCUUCUGCUAAGCUGAUCCCACACCGCGGCCUCGCCGGUGGCGGAGAUCAUCAUGGACCUCCAAAGGUUAACUUUUGGGAAGACCCAUUAAGCCCAUCAAAGUGGAAGGAAGAACAUUUUGUGCUUGUCAGCUUAAGUGGUUGGGGUUUAUUGAUUUAUGGAGGUUUCAAGCUUUUUGGUGGGAAAAAAGAAAAGAAAGAAGAGGUGGUGCCAGAUGCAAAGCAGUAGAAUGUUUUUCUUUGUAUGCUUUUUAAAAAUUUCAGUGGUCUAGAGCGGAUGGUGUGAGCAAAUAGAUAGAACAUCUUGUUUGUAACAUCAAUGAAUGCUUUGUGGACAGAAUGCCCUUCUUUUGUUUCUGCGGUUGGAUCACUUUUCUAUAAUUUGUUACUAAUAAAUCUCAUUUUUAUGUUUUUUAAA
Messenger RNA from Dioscorea cayenensis subsp. rotundata (Guinea yam), 546 nucleotides. RefSeq lists its product as uncharacterized. The record is from RefSeq and is a predicted model, not a curated record. Lineage: Eukaryota; Viridiplantae; Streptophyta; Magnoliopsida; Dioscoreales; Dioscoreaceae. The transcript is spliced from 4 exons. Bases 70 to 357 code for a protein of 95 amino acids.